Molecule: messenger RNA, 1638 nt
Organism: Rubroshorea leprosula
Lineage: Eukaryota; Viridiplantae; Streptophyta; Magnoliopsida; Malvales; Dipterocarpaceae
Source: the annotation of a GenBank genome assembly
AUCAGGGUUGAUUCCACGCCAGCCGGCCACUGCCUUUUUAAGGUUCUCCGUCUUUGGUUCUUUCUCUCUCCGCUUCAAGCGCAAUCACCACUGCUGACCAGAUCGCCGGAAAGAGGUAAAAGAUGUUCGGAAGAGCGCCCAAGAAAAGCGAUAACACAAAGUACUACGAGAUUCUUGGGGUGUCGAAGAACGCCAGCCAGGAUGAUCUGAAGAAGGCGUACAGGAAAGCCGCCAUCAAGAAUCACCCUGAUAAAGGCGGAGAUCCUGAGAAGUUCAAGGAGCUUGCUCAGGCUUAUGAGGUCCUGAGUGACCCUGAGAAACGUGAAAUCUAUGAUGAGUAUGGUGAGGAUGCACUCAAGGAAGGAAUGGGUGGUGGUGGUGCUGGCCAUGAUCCAUUUGACAUCUUCUCAUCCUUCUUUGGUGGUGGAUUUGGAGGGAGUAGCAGCAGAGGUAGAAGGCAGAGGCGUGGAGAAGAUGUUGUUCAUCCUCUGAAGGUUUCUCUGGAGGAUCUUUAUCUCGGGACUACAAAGAAGCUUUCUCUCUCCCGGAAUAUGUUAUGCUCGAAGUGCAAUGGCAAGGGGUCAAAAUCUGGAGCUUCAAUGAAGUGUGCAGGUUGCCAGGGUACUGGUAUGAAGGUGUCUAUCAGGCAACUUGGUCCUUCAAUGAUUCAGCAGAUGCAGCAUCCUUGCAAUGAAUGCAAGGGUACUGGUGAGACCAUCAAUGACAGGGACCGCUGCCCUCAAUGCGAGGGAGAGAAAGUUGUUCCAGAGAAGAAGGUGCUGGAAGUCGUUGUUGAGAAGGGUAUGCAGAAUGGGCAGAAGAUUACAUUCCCUGGUGAAGCUGAUGAAGCACCUGAUGCAGUCACUGGUGAUAUAGUCUUUGUUCUUCAGCAGAAAGAGCAUCCAAGGUUCAAGAGGAAGGGAGAGGAUCUCUUUGUGGAACACACCCUGUCCCUCACUGAGGCUCUGUGUGGUUUUCAAUUUGCAUUAACCCAUUUGGAUGGCAGACAGCUACUUAUCAAAUCAAAUCCUGGGGAAGUUGUAAAGCCUGAUUCCUUCAAGGCAAUUAAUGAUGAGGGGAUGCCCAUCUACCAGAGGUCCUUCAUGAAGGGGAAGUUAUACAUUCACUUCACAGUUGACUUCCCUGAUUCGUUGAGCCCCAACCAGGUCAAGGCAUUACCAGCUGUUCUCCCACCAAAACCAACUUCUGAGCUGACAGAUAUGGAGCUAGAUGAGUGCGAGGAGACUACACUGCAUGAUGUGAACAUGGAAGAGGAGAUGAGGAGGAAGCGGCAGGCCCAACAGGAGGCCUACGAGGAGGAUGACGAUAUGCAUGGUGGUGCUCAGAGGGUGCAAUGUGCUCAGCAGUGAUAAUGAAGAAAAUUUACUCCGAUUUCAUGUUUUUGUAUCUGUCGGCUGAUCUCAUGACAGUUUACUGGAAGUUAUAUGGUUUUGUUGGUCAUUGGGGAUGUUACUUUUGUGCCGCAAGUGAAUGUCAGGAUGGAUAUUUCUGUAGCUUAUAUUUGGAUAAAAAAUCCCUAGGUUAUUUUUCAUCUGAAAAAGUACAGUGAAUAUAUGUUUACUUAAUGGGAAGAAAAACUGAACCAACUGAACCAACUAUUCAAGGCUUUCUUUCUUU